AUGCAACGAACAUUAUCCUUUAUAUUCGUAUUCAGUUUAACUAUAUUAAUCUUAUCAUCAAAUUGUCAGACAUCUAUAUGUAAUAUAAAUAAUAAUGUUUUAAUAUGUAUUGCUACAAACACAACGUCUCUCGUGGAUACAACUUUCAAUAGUUCAAAUGGAUACAGUUCGAUCAAAAUUCAGUAUUACGGAAACGUUAAAUUGAACUUGAUCGCACCAUUAAUAAAACCAAUUGCUAUAGAACCUACUGAUGAAAGUGAUAGUCAUACACUUCAAAUAUUAACUAUAAAUACAAAUGCUUCUCGCAUUGACGUACGCUUUGUUCUUUCAUCAAAUCAAGCAUUACCAUUAUUUACAACAACUAGUAGUGUCAUAGCACCGCAAAGUACCUUAGGUAUUAGUGUAAAACAAAAUAUAAUGAAUUCAAAUGAUUUUAAAAUAUUUGAUGAUCCUUCAAGUUCAUUAAUAAUGAAUUUUGCUAAUUAUGAACUUAUUUUUGAACGAACUACUAAUGCUGGAACUUUAUAUUUACAUAAUCUUAUUCGUCCAUUAACAAAUAUUGCAAGUAUAACGAUUUCUGGUAAUUAUCAUCAUUUUAAUGUUAGUGAUACAGAAAUGCCAUCGUUUAUUAAAACUAAUCGAUUAUCAUUAAAAUAUCUUCGUUUAUCUGAUCGAAUUCUUAAUAAAUUUCCUUCACUAAAAGAAUAUUUUAUUGAAGAAUGCAAAUAUAAUAAAUCGGCACAAUUUUUAAUGUCUUCAGGAUCCUAUAAUAUAUCAUUAGAUAUGAAAAAUAAUAUACCUCUUGAUUUCACCUUACCAAAGCAUCCUACAACAUUUGAAAAUCUUCAAACAUUAAUAAGUGUAUCUCUUAUUGAACCAGAACUUAAUUCAUCUUGUUUAAAAAAUCUUAAAAAGCAAAAAGAACUUCGAAAUUUAUUAUUGGAACUGGAUUCAUAUUCACAAUCGGAUUUUACUGAGUGGAUACAAGACUCACCACUUGUUAAAUAUUUCACAAUUAAUAAGAUAUCAGAUUUACAUAUAUUUCCAUCAAAAUUUUUCAAUAAAUUAAAUGCUAUAGAGCAAAUUAAAUUACAAGGCACAUUCGAAUUGGACAAAGAAGACAUAUGUAUUUUUACUCGUAUUAAUAUUCAACAAAAUCCGAAAAGUCCGAUUAUAGAUUUAGAUAAUGGCGAUGGAUCAAAAGAUAAUAUAUGUACCAAAAUUUAUAUAGCAGCUAUUAAUCAAAGAACAAUAAAAGAUAUUAAAUGUCCUCCAAAAAAUACUUAUGAUGACUGUGAACGAUGGGCUAAUGCAGCACAAAAAUGUGAUUUUGUUUCAUAUGAAAAUCAAUGUACAGGCAGUACAAUGAAUCCUGGCAAUAUAUUUUUCUACAACGAAAGUUACCUAUAUAUUUUUUUCAACAAUCGUUUCUGGUUAAAUCGACCAACAAAUACAACAGAAUCAACAAUAAGAAAAGAUGAUUCAAUAAAUCUUGGUGCUAUUAUUGGUGCAUUAUGUGGUCUUGUUAUAGCUAUUAUUAUUCUUGGUACGACAAUUUUUUGCAUUUAUCGUUCUCGUCAAAAAAAAUCGGCAAAAAAUACCUUAUCAACGCAAGGAGAAAAAUAUAAACCUUCAUCAUCUGAUUCACCACGUGUUUCAAUUGCUACAAGCAAAUCAUCAAAAUCAUCACGUUAUGCACUUGAAAAGUCAUUUUUUCCUCCGAUUCAACCUAACGAUGAAAUAGCACCACCACUGUAUACUGCACCAUCUGAAUCAGUUGGUUCUGUAUCAACUUAUCGUGUACCACCAGUACCAAGUGCUCCUCGUGAAAGCGUUGUAACUCAUACAACACAUUUAUAUGAAACACUCGACACAUAA
This is a messenger RNA of Rotaria sp. Silwood2, 1878 nucleotides long. Lineage: Eukaryota; Metazoa; Rotifera; Eurotatoria; Philodinida; Philodinidae. The record is from the annotation of a GenBank genome assembly.